Ruditapes philippinarum (Manila clam) is the source of this 2705-nucleotide messenger RNA. Its product is annotated as leucine-rich repeat-containing protein 15-like. The coding region runs from base 268 to 2442 and encodes 724 amino acids. Lineage: Eukaryota; Metazoa; Mollusca; Bivalvia; Venerida; Veneridae. Gene Ontology annotation, cellular component: extracellular matrix. The transcript is spliced from 2 exons. The record is from RefSeq and is a predicted model, not a curated record. Gene Ontology annotation, molecular function: protein binding.
CCGACCCUCACCACUUUUCCCACUCACUGUAUCAUAGGGAAAAGUAUGCUGACUUUAGCAUAAGAAAUAAUAAUAAGAUAAAUAAAUUGAAAGGCAUCUGUGUGAAUGUCCGUUUAUUUAACAUCUACAGUAUUUGAAAAUUGCCGAGUUCUCUGACAAAGUUUGGAUUUUAUUAAUCUCAAAUUUGAAGUGACAACUUGGAUAUUUUUCAAAAAAUAAACAGUAAGAAAACAGAAAAGAAUGCCAGCAAGUUCUUAAACUAUCAGCAUGGAGAAAUUGAUUCUACAAGCUUGUAUUCUCAUCAGUGUUGUAUUGUACACUGGUGCAGACGCAAAUUGCCCAAACGGCUGCUCAGCAUGUAGUGACGGGCGACUUCAGUGCCCCGGGGCGGGACUAAAUGCCUUACCUUCCCCUAUCCCACCAGACACAUUUUACAUUGAUCUUACCCAAAAUAACAUCGGCUCGCUGCAAAAAAUCCCCGAUUUACCAGAACUGCAGUCAUUUCGGAUGUCAUUAAAUGAUCUGCGCGUAAUCAAGGGAGGCGACUUUGAAGGUGCCACUUCUCUUAUGAGCCUCGAUUUAUCUAUGAACUCAAUAUCUAAGGUGUACAAACACGGAUUCCGUGGUCUAGAAAAUGUUGAAACAAUAUCUCUAAAUGGAAAUAAAAUUACAGAAAUCGGACAAAUCUUGAGAAAUACGCCUGCCCUGAAAACAUUACGACUCGGAAACAACGAGAUUGAGGUUAUAACAGAAAACGAUUUUGAGAAAAACAAUAUGAUCAAGAUGCUGGAUCUUAGCCACAAUAAAAUAAUGAGUAUCCAUGGAAACGCUUUCAAAAAUAUGGACAUGUUGCGCUACCUUAUUCUUAGUAACAAUCCAAUCACAUCACUGCCAGAUCUGACAUUCAGCAGUACUAUGCUGUCAUUGGCCGAUUUCUCAAACUGUCAGUUGGAAAAUGUGCCUCGUACUAUGCCACCGUCUUUGACUGACUAUCGCCUCGGUAACAAUCUUAUCACAUCAAUCAAUGAUGACGACUUUAACAACAUCACACAGCUUAAUCUUCUCACGCUUAACGACAACAAAAUCAACUUUAUUGCACAUCGGUCUUUUGGGAAUCUUGAGAACCUGAAGGAACUUUGGUUGAGCAGAAACGACAUGGUGUAUAUACCGAGAGGGCUCCCUCAAGGACUGAUAAAACUGUUCAUAGAUAACAACCAAGUUGUCGAGCUUGAACCAAUGUUGUUCAAAGAAGACUCUAAGCUUAAAGAACUGUCUCUUGAACAAAACAAAGUGAGAAAAGUGCAUCAAGAUUCAUUAAAAUAUCUCAACGACCUUGAGAAGCUUAACCUCCAAGGAAACCAAAUCUCUUUGAUAGAUGUCGGGACAUUUACAAAUCUUCCCAAGUUAGAGAUGCUCACUCUGACAGACAAUCCAAUCCAAGUUUUUGAACAAGGAGCUUUUGCAGGAUUAGACAGUCUUAAUCACCUUUCAAUGGCUUUAAUAGAUGGAAAAACUUCAAGUACUGACAAAAUUCUACAUGAAAACUUUCUUACAACUAUGCCAAAUUUGACAACUGUGAACCUUAUGAGUAGUGUUGGGCUCACAAAAGCUUUUCUUGAUAUAUUUGCAAAGUCUACAGACAACACCUUCGAAAAUAUCAAGAAAGUCAAUCUAGAGUAUAACGAACUAACAACCUUACCAGAAACUGUCCAAACCAUCUUUCCGAACAUAAAACAACUUCUUCUGGAUGGUAAUCUUCUACAUUGUGAUACCAAAUUACUAUGGUUACGAGCAUGGAUGCAGACGACAACUACUGUUUCCUUUCACCAGUAUGAGCAGCCAACAUGUAACACACCUGAUGCAGUUAACGGAAGACUGAUCUCUGAAUUAUCGCCAACAGACUUCAAAGAUGUACCACUUCAGCAGCGGAUAAAUUCUAACGUGCAACAAUCAACAGAAACAGAAGUUUCCGAACAACCAAGUAGUUCUGUAUCUAGGAACACUGCACCUCAGUCACAUGACCAGGAUACUCCUCAAAAUAAUGGCAACAAUGCUCAAUCGAGCCGACAGCCAUCAUCAACCGGUGGCGUUCGUGUCAUCAUCAAACCACCAAGAAAUCAACAGACAUCAAACCCUUCAAAAGUCAGUGCAGACAAAAAGCAAAUGACCAAGGCUGAACGAAAAGCUGCAAGGAAAGCUGAGAGAGAACGUAAACGAAAAAUGAAGGAAGAGCGGCGAAGACAAAGAAGGUUAAGCCAGAAGGAUAAGGAUGCAAAAAGGAAGAAAAGAAGGAUUCACAAAAAGAAAGGUCAACGCUGCAAAGUUGACAAGGAUGGGAACAUGAAAUGUGUGAGAAGGAAGAGAUGCAAGGUUGACGAUCAAGGAAAUGUGGUCUGCCGAAAACGUAAGGGCAAGGGCAACAAAGACAAACAGAAGCAGUAAGAUCGAAACUGUUUUAAGGUUGUAAUCUUUAUAGUGUGAAAAAAACACAAACAGUGAAAUAUUCACUAUAUUCAAUAUAUAAAAGUGAACAAUAAAAAAGAUGCUAUAUUAAUAUAACAUUUAUUGCAUUGGUGCUUGCUGAAUGAGAAAAUAAUCUCUCUGUUUACAAGUGGAAGGAAAGUGAACAGUUUUUGUUAUAAUAUCACAUCUAUUAUUCUAAGUGACAAUUAAUAGCUGAACUUGAAAUAAAAGUUUAAAUUCAA